GCUUUGGUGUGUGGUGUAUUAUUGUGUGUAGAGAGAGAAGAUUCGGCUGUACGUCUAAAUAAAUAAAAAGAAAUUUUUUUUGUUCUUUCGGAUGAAAACAAGAGGAUUUUGUGUGUUUGGAAUAACCGAAGUCGAAAAUAGAAAGUAAGAACACGCGUUGCAUGUGUUCGCUUUAUUAUAUCCUUGUUGCAGUGUUGUGGAUAGUAAAUUCAUUUAACGUUUUUAACAGGGUCAUUAUAUGGCAUUCGGUUAAUAUGAGACUUUUACGGUAUUAAUUAUAGUGGAAGUUUAGUGAUAGUUGGAUGUAAAUAUACCGAAUGGUGUAUCCCCUCAUACCAUACAGAUAUUAUACAUACAGUCAUCCUGAGCUUGAUAGGUGUAUAAUAUACACACGAGGGCCAGUUGAUUGUAUGAUUUAACACUGCGAGAAGCAUACAUUACAUUUUAUGUGCUUUGCAAUAAAUUGAUUAAUGCAGCAAUAUUUUUGCAUAAUACGUAUACAUAUACGGGCUAAUCAACCUACCGAACAUAUAUAAAACAGUAAACAGAAGGGGGGCUUUUUCGUUACUACAAAUUUUACAUGUGUAAAAUAUAGACAUUGGAUAAUUAAUUCAUGUUUUACGAACCAUAAUACGAACAAUAUUCUCUUUAAAAAAAAUAUGAAAAGCGUGGCGUAAGUGGUGGCAUUUUAGCUUAUUUGUAGCAGCAGAUUUAACAACAUUGUAUAUCAAUGAUGUCAGUGAACCAUUAAUAAUUAAAAAUUGUGAAUCAUAUUAAAAAAGUAAACACAAAAAUUAACAGAAAGAAAAAAGAAGAAGAAGAAGAAGUGAAUUGACCUUUAACGUGCUUGUUUCAGAUAAAUAAAAACAACAACAACAAAAAAGCGAAUCUUCACAGAAGAGCUUUUUGUUUGACUGACUGGUUGAAUUAUUGUUGUCUAGAACGAGUGACAAUUGUGUAAAACUUUCCAUUAUAUUGCAGCAACCCCGUAACAAGAAAACUGUUUCAGCGGAACUCGUGAAAAGAAAAACUAAAUUGAAAAGUGAUCUCGAAAGUUCAGUUUAAGAUAAAAAGAGAUCAAAUACCAGUUGAAGUGUGCAACAAAGUGUUAAUGAAAACAAGUUAACCAAUUUGUAAACAACAAAAAUAAAAACAACGCACUGCAUUUACUCGAACGCACCGUGCUGUAUCAAUCAAAGCAGCGUGCGUGUGUGUACAUCCUGUUUGGAAAAUCCCGAAAUUUCGUCAAUUGCGUUCGAUUCGCUGGUCAUGCUGAACCAAAUCGCACACCAUAUCAAUUGAUUUAAUUUGAAAUCGAUAAAAAUAAGCUCCCAAACGCAACCCGAAGCGAGCCCUGUGGGGCUACGCUUAGUCGGGCUACUUCCCUGUGCCGUUUGGACACCGAAAAUUCCGAAACCGACCGUUGCAUCACAAGCUCGAAUCACAUCAGCACCAUAUUCAACAGCAGCAGCCGCUCAUCAAACGCCCAGACUUCCACAACGUGCAGAAGCUUGCCGGUGUUCAUUACCGACACCAUCUACAGUCAAUACGCAGAGACCCGCUUUAAUCGGUCCAUCGCCUGUAGUCCGAUCGGCUACAGUAACGUCAACGUCAACGAGUAAUAAUUCAAUGUUGCUGGUUCCAUUCGCAGUUCCGGGAUUCGUUCCCGUUCAACAACAACAACAACAGCAGCAGCAGCAACAACAACUUCAUCCGAACAUUACCAAUCAGCAUCCACCGCCGACUAUACAUACAACGAAUCAGAUUACACCAACACCAAGUGUUGCUUCAACUUUGCAAUCUAAUGCAAAUACAAAGGAUCCGAAAUAUGUUUGGUCACCCGCUAAUCCACCGCCUGCGGUUCCGGUUCCAGCUAAUGCUAUUACGAAAGUAGAUACAAGCAAACAUUACCACAUAUUCGUAGGGGAUUUAAGUCCUGAAAUCGAAACACAGCAACUAAAGGAUGCAUUCGCUCCGUUCGGAGAUAUAUCUGACUGCAGAGUUGUAAGAGAUCCACAAACGCUGAAAUCGAAAGGAUAUGGUUUUGUAUCAUUUGUCAAAAAAUCGGAAGCCGAAAGUGCAAUCACAGCAAUGAAUGGUCAAUGGUUAGGAUCUAGAGCAAUUCGAACAAAUUGGGCUACAAGAAAACCACCAGCAACAAAAGCAGAACUCAAUUCAAAGCCAUUGACCUUUGAUGAAGUCUAUAACCAAAGUAGUCCAACAAACUGUACUGUGUAUUGUGGCGGAGUGAAUGGAGCAUUGUCCGGUGCUUUGACAGAGGAGAUAUUACAGAAAACGUUUUCACCUUUCGGAACUAUUCAGGAAAUCAGAGUAUUCAAGGAUAAGGGAUACGCUUUUGUAAGAUUUUCAACAAAAGAAGCGGCAACACAUGCAAUUGUUGCCAUACACAAUUCCGAAAUAAAUGCACAACCAGUGAAAUGUUCAUGGGGAAAGGAAAGCGGUGAUCCGAACAAUGCACCAUCGAUUGCCAGUCAGGCAUUAGGUCAAGCCGGUUUUCCGUUCGGCACGGCAUACGGACAACAAGUAGCCGGAUAUUGGUAUCCACCAGCGCCAACUUAUCCAGCUGCGCCAGCUCCGUCAGCGCCAUUACAAGGUCAAUUUUUGCAAGGAAUGCAAGGUUAUACAUAUGGUCAAUUUGCAGGAUAUCAGCAGGGUUACAUGGGCAUGGGCGUACAAAUUCCUGGUGCAUGGCAAGGCGUACCGACUCAAGCACAAAUUCCCGCAGCACAACAAAUUGCACAAGGUGUUGGGAGUGCAUUACCCCAAGCUGCUGGCGUUGUUGCAUAUCCAAUGCAGCAGUUUCAGGUGAGCCCUCAGAUUGAUGACAGCGGUUUCACCACAAUGGACAACAUCUAUGCCGAUUUUAAAACUCAAUCGCCACCGAAAAGUCCUCACAUUGCACUGAAAGAUGUGCGUUACUUGUCUAAAUACAAUUCGAAACUCUGUUAUCAGGGACCGUACGGUGUUUAUUAAAUUGGUGUAUUUGAUAUUAUAGCUAAGAAAAGAAUGAAAGAAAGAAAGAAGAGGAAGUAGAACACCUUUGUCCAUUUCCACGCAAUUAAUUUUUUUUUGUUUUCAAAUUUAUAAAAUCUACCCUCCAAUGUAGAGUCCAAUAUAUUAUGGAGAGACGAAAUAUAUUUGUUGAAGUCCAGAUGAUUAUGAGUCAAUGUGACUCUUCUCUAACAUUUACUACGUCAUUACACCGAGAUUACAUCGUACACGAUUCACAGUUGUGCCACACUAAAACUGUCUAUCGUUUUUUACUGUAUUGCUAAGAUGAUCAAGUAAACCACGUAUUCAGGUUUAGUGGCUUUUUGUGAUUCAGUACCCGUUCAAUUAUCUUGUUCCCUUGGUAGAUGACCUUGUCUACGCAUACUAUUGAGACUCUAAUAGAACAUAUCCGGAAGCGUUUAAGAAGCUAUGACCACAGUAAUUUUGAUUAAGGUCGGUCAAAAUCAAUAAAAUUUUCCCUUGACACAGGAAAUAUUCUUUACAUAUGCUUCGAAAACCCAUACUUUCCGUAAUUGAAAGACAUCUUUCAACACCUACAACAUGGAAAAUCAUUUCCUUAACUCAGAAUAAAUAAAAAUUCACAGUUUAGUGUGUUAAUUGUCCUCGGCUUCGUCUCGGAUCAACAGACACCUCUGUCAAAUUUUUAAUUCUGCUUAAAUGUUCAAACGACUCAUUGAAAUAACAAUUCAAGUUAUAAAUAAAAAGCAAAACACAUUUGACAUUAAUCAUCUUUCAUCUGAAAAUUGGCGCGAAAAUUUACAUGUUUCGGUUGCACAAAAGGUGUCCAUAUAUUGAAGGAAGUCUGUUUUCUAUUUUAAAUUUACUGUUUUGUUUCACGUACACAGUGAUCAGAUAGAGUGAUAUUUUUGUUGGUUAAGUUUUUACCAUUGUGAAUGUUUCAUAUUGUUUAGAUUUUGAGGUUAUUUCUUUUGUUGUUUAAUUUUCAAAGUAACAAAAAUGGAAGUUUGGAAUAUAACGGGUGGUCUAAAUACGCAUAAAUAUUUAAAAAAAAACAGAAUUAAGUUAAAAGUUAAUAAGAGUAAGUAAUCGGAUCGUAAAAGUUAUAAUCGUAUUUACCCAAUUAUUAUGUUGUUAUUCGUAUUUUUCCGGUCAUACUGUUCUAAUUUAAUAGACAAUUUGACUUUGAAAAACCAAAAAUAAAAAUAAAAAUUCAACUCUUUAAACAAAAAAAAAGAUAGAAAUAAAAAUGUAAAUAAAUUUAACCUUUAUUUUCAUUUAAAGAAGAAGAAGGAAAAAAUAUGUCGUAAAUAUGCAACUACCAAACUCAUUAUAUAUGUCUCAACUAAGCUGAAAGUGGUAUGAUCAUGAAAUAUUAACUAAUUAAAAAAUUUAUAUAAAAAUGCUAAAAAAAACAAAACCAAAAAAAAUGUGGACUAAUUCAAUUUAAUCAAAGUGUUUUAUUUCAUUUAAUCAAAUCACAGUGAAAACCGAAUAAAGCGGGUACAUGUAGACCAGUGUUUAAAUUUAUGAAUAAACCAAAAAAAAAUCUUAGAUCAAAUCUCCAAACCAACAUCCUUUAACCAACCAAAAAAAAAUCAAUUAAAAUCAAAUGACUUAGAAAAUGAAAAAAAAAAAAAAAUCAAAAUUUUUUCUAAAAACUAUCUUCAAACACGAAACAAUUAAUCAAAAAUGUAGUGAGGUAUACACUUCUUGUUUUCAUAAUUUUGUUCAAAUGAUCGUAUAACAAGGUUCCAAGCUUUUCUGGUGGAAUUUGUGUUAAAUUUUUUGUUCCACAUUCCACUUUUAUAAAUUCCACACAUACUAUAUCCAUUUUUAUUGUGAAUCAGACGAACAAGCAUGAAACAACAAUACAUUUGUGUGUGUCGAGUGUGGAACAUGUGGAACGAAUCAAAUACAUGAAGCCCUAAAGUGAUCUGAUGCGAUUCGUUUACACUGCUUAAAGAAAAACGAAAAAUCAAAAGGAAAAGAAAAAUAAUUUUACUUAUAAUUUCAAUCAUUUUUCGCUUAAACAUCCUUUAUUUUUGCAGUUUUGCGGGUACGGUUCUAACAACAAUUAACUAUCUCUGAUUGACUGUUAAACUGUAGCAAGCAAUUACGAAUAUAACAUAAAAUGUACUCCCAACACAUUCGGACAUUGAAUAGUCAUAGAGAUCUACGUGGAGUAGAUGGUUUUGUCGAUGGUCAAUUGUUUACCGAAAUAGCGAAAUAAAACUGCACGUAGAUCUUUAUCAAUAUUAUAAUCUCUGACCCAAUGCAAUUUGUGUCUUUCAUCAUAAAAUUAGUGUUCCGUUACGCGCCGUAUAAUUCGAAGAAAAAAAAAUUGAUUGUAUAAAUAUACCCCAUUCAUAAAUUGAAGAAGAAGAAGAUGCGAACAAAAUUUUUCAUGAAAUCUUGUUAAAUUUUCAUUUUUUGUGUAGCUCUGCAUAAUUUUUGAGAUCAGAAAUUUUCGUGACAAGGUCAAUCAUUCCCGUAAUACAAAAUAUAUCGACACGACUCGCGCUCUAACUAACCGUUUUGACUCAUGUCAGUCGAACAACAGAAUUUUAAGUCGAAAUCUUUGAUGCUUAGCAGUAGUUCGCUAACGUCCGGUUUCGGACUGAAACAAAAUUCACAAUUUAAAAAAUAGUGACUGAUCAUUGCAUUAGCCUCCAAUCGGCAGCAACAUCCAGCUGAGAAAAAUAUAUUGACUAAAAAAAUUGCUUUCACAUUAAUUAGAGGAUUUACAGGAAUAAGAAGUUCAUGGAUCGGUCUUAACUUUCAUCGUAUCUGCUACUUCCAAAAACUGUCCUUAUUGUGUCGUUCUUUGUUUGUUCAUAGAUGGUGUUUGUUUUUCGGUGUUUCUGAUCCAACAAUUAUGUCAGUUUCUUUUCAACGUAAAAUCGGGAAAGUGUGAGAUUCGAAAUAUAAUAAUUUGCUGCAAAUUUGUCAUGUAAAAUUUUGCUCGUUUCUAAGCUAACUUUUAUUUAGCAUUUUUCGAUUGGUGAAAACAAAAGUGAAAAAGCAAAAAAAAUGAAAAAUGUUUGAAAAAAAGAAAAUUAAAUUUUAAAAAUAAAAAGCAACAGCAUAAAAUACUGUAAAACUUAGAUAGGAAUUAACUAAGUAUAAAUUGAAUAAUGCUAUUUAUAGAUAGAUUAUUUACAUAAAAAAAACAUAAUUUUUUGUCAUGAAAAAUAUAAAAAAAAUGAGAACAAAAAAUGAAAAGGAAUGAAAAACGCAUAAAAAGUAAAUAUCAAAAAACACAAAAAAACACACACUAUACACCAGUAAUACUAAUUUAAAGAAAAAAAAUGAAUGAAAAUAAUGAAAAAAAAAACAUAGGAAUUAUAAAAGCAUAAAAUAUUUAGACAAAAAAGUAUUGAUAUCUAUAUUGUGAGUGUUAUGUGAAAAUAAAUUGCACAAUCAUUUUAUUUGUAAACGAAAUAUUUGUUCAGUUGCCUCUUCAUUACUAUGCUUAUGCAAUAAAAUGAUCGAAACGAUCUUAAUUGCAUUGUUUGUUUGUUUUUUUUUUUAAGAAAUCUUUUUACCAUUUAACUGAUUUUUUAACGUUCAGGCAAUAAAUGUAAACAAAAUCACUUAAAGUACCGGAUAUAACAUUGACAGUUAUAAAUUGAACAAUUUUCUCUGAAAUCUGAAUAUGAUUAUAAGUCUUUCGAUGACGGAUCUCUGCUGCAAUAACCAUAGGUAUUCUCAUUUUAUAUGACAAUGUCGUACGCAUUAUGGAUUAACUUUUGGAAUAUUGCAUAUUCCGGUCAACAAAUGAAGAACUAGAUUGUAAUAAAAUUUACCGGUACGAAUCCAUCAACAUCCAGAAAACCGAAAUCUAGUUUGUCAUUCGUUAAGCAAAAUCCACUGACUUUUAUGUGUAAUUUUGAGGAAUAUAUUAUAGCCCAAACCAGUUCUAAAGAUUCAAACAUUUUCUCCACAGAGUUAUUAAAUUUAACAUAUUUAACGGGCCAACAAUUCCCUUUGCCGCUAUUGCUAUCGACACACAAGAACUGUUUCAUGUUCUACUUACGGUAAGUUCUUAAAUUUACAAAUAUACAAUUUGCACAAACUUCUCAUAAACUCGAACUUGUUCGUAUUGAUAACGGUGAUUUAAAAUCGGUGAAGCGUUUCAUUGCACCCCCGAAAACCAAAUACCGAAUGAUGUUUCGAAUGAUGAUGCAUAUUCUUGACGAAUUUCUAUUUGAAGUUGUGCCAAUGUCUAGCCUCAUAACUCGGAAUUAUGUUGAUUGGAUCAACAACAAUUUUCUUUUGAAUUGAGUCGUAAAACUACUUUAAAUAUCCCCUUUUAGCGUUGGCUUCUUGCGUGAGUGAUAACCUCGGAACUCGUGCUACAAAAAAGCUCGGCAGUAAAAUUAAUUUACCAAAAUAUGCCCUUAACAUAAAUGCAAACAUUUUAAUUUACGAACUCUCAGCAAAAUAUACACCCUACCGAUGACUUUAAAGAGCAAUUGAAAGAAAAGCGUAACACUCAUUCAACGAGUGCUGGUGAUUCGAAUUAAAACUCAAGAAAGGUACACCAUGAAUGUAUUCAUUUUGUGCUAAAAAGGGGGCUGCAUAAAAAAACGGAAAUGUUUUAGAAACCGAACAUUUGCUAAUGUCCAUAUAUAGGGAACGAUACCGUAUCUGGUUACAGAAAGAAAAUGGAAAAAAUCUUUCGAAUUAAAUUGAUUUCGUUUGAACAGGGUUUUAAAUAAAUUGGUAAAUGAAAAGGACUUUCUGUGACGGUGAAUUCUUUUUUUGUCCGUUCAUUUAUUUGAAUUUCCAUUUAUUGUAAUGUGUAUCUGAACCAACUCAAAUGCAACAGAAUAUCACUUCGUUGCGUUUCCGUUCCAAUUAAUCUAAAACAUCUUGUCGAUGAAAAUUAAUUGAAAAGAAAACUGUAAUUGAAAUCAAUUUGUUUUUGAAUUUUAUAAUUCACCUUUAACGUCCCAGCCAUGCAGCGAUUUACUUUCGAAGCAUUUUAUAACGCAAAUUGAGUUUCAAGUUAAAAUGUUCUAUUAAGGAAAAAUAAAUGUUUGCGUGGACUAUGGUUCUGCAGCUAUUUCUCGAUAAAUUAUGUCAGUUCAUUUUGCAUGCACCAAAUGUCGAUUGUAUCAAUAGAAAUAUCGACUUUUCGAUGUCUAGAAUGAUUUAAAAGGCCCCUGAUGCGACAGACUCUUGUAUUUCGAAAGGCUCGAAGGUCGGAAAGACUUGAACAGGCUCGAGAAUCGGGGAGACUUGAACAGGCUCGAGAGUCGGUGAGGCUUGAACAUUUCAAAAGUUAUAGUUUUCAGAUAAGCCCAAGAGUUCAGAAGAGGAGACUAUUUAGGGCUGCCAGAAACGGUACUGUCGUGUUGUACGUUUAAUUUUUUGAAGUCAAAAACAGUGAAUGUAACUUUACGGGUAUGGUCUGAUCAUACAAAUGGGACGUUUGAUGCUAAAAUAACGUCAAAAAUGUCAUAACCAGAAGUGAUGUUUGAUCAAACAGGUCGGCGCCUCCGUGUAUUUCACCAUUAAAUUUAAUGUAAAUUUUUGUAUGGAACUGUAUGGUCAUACCCAUAGAUUUACGUUCACGGGUGAGAAAAGCUCACACUUAUGAUCACUACCUGCCUUUGAGAAAUUUUUUCUUGAUUUUCUCGAAUUUUUCCGAAUUUUUUGAACUUUCGUAAAUUUUCUUAAAAUCGAGAAAAUCAAGAAAAUUUGAGAAAGCUGUUCACAUUUUCUAGAUAUUCACGAAUUUUCUCGAACUUGAGAGAAAUAUGUCAUGAUUUGUUCCGAAUUUUCUUGAAGUUUUUGAGAAUUUAUUAAAAUUUUCUCUAUUUUUUCUCGAAAAAAUUUUCACAAAGGCAGGUACAGCAUUUCGGCCAUUCGAAAAUUAGAUCGUUCAGCAAUAUUCGAAAAUCGAAAUAAAAAUACCAACGUAAAUGAGAAGUAGGAACGAAAUAGAAGUGAAGAUAAAAUGAAUGUGUCGUCGUUUAAUAAAAAUAAAUAACAGAAAAGAAGAAAAUAAACUAAACCGAAAAAAAAGAAAAAUAUUUUAUUAGCAAUUUUAAGCAGAUCUAUCAAACCGGAAAAAAAAUGAAAAUGAAAAAAAAAACUACUAAUUGUUUUCCUUUCUGCCUGAAAUGUUUAAGUCCUUAAUGCACGCACAUUAUAGCGGAAAUAAGAAUAGUUUUAGAAAAUAAAAAUGAAAGAAAAAAAAAAGAAAAUUCAUAUUUUAAGGGUAGCAUAGAAUUAAUUAUAAAAAGGCAAAAAUAAAGAAUAAAAAAAGUAAAUAAAUGCAAUGGUAUAGUAAUAAAUAUAUUAGAAUAUUUUAGAGAAUAAGGAUAAAAUGAAGUAGUUUUGUAGCAAACACAUACACAAUAUAAUAUUCAUAUACCCUCCCCCAUCCCCCCAAUCUAUAUGCGGAUAUAUAUAUGACAUGUAUAUUGUACAUAUAUAUAAAAAAAACAAGUAGAGGAAUGGAAAAGAAAGCUUCAGUAGAGCGAUGGGAGAAAGAACGACGACGAAAACGUAUACAUAAAAAGAAGAAAGCAAAAAAAAACUACGAAAGGGCAUAUUAUUUUUUGUUAAGGCUAUAAAAAUUGUUUACGACUACCAUAAUUUGAUAUGAAAUGAUUUUUUUUAACCAAUUUCUAUUUUUUACAUAAUUUCGUGUUAUACUUCGUGUACAACGCAUAAUACAGAUAUUUUUGUGAAACCGGAUGAAGAGAAGAAAAAAAAAAAGAAACGAACCAGCCAGUAGAAGUGAAAUGUGGUAGAACACUCAUAUAUACGAAAUAUGUUAUGAUUUGAGAUGAUAAAAAGUUAAAGAAAAUGGUUAAAGAUGGGUAAAGCGAGUGUGUAUUGCGGAAACGUUUUGUUAGCGAAACGAAUUUGAUUUUAUUUGAUUUCGGUUUUUUUUUUUGAGGAUGACUCAGCUUUAUGUUAACUCGGAUUAUGUGUGCAAUAUGUUAAGUCUGAAAUUAUUUUUUAUUUUUAUUCAUCUCCGAUCAAACUGUUAACGAGCGCGUACUUUGUUUUCACAUUUUCCCCCGUGAAAGGUAUUUCAAUUGGAAUUCAUUUCUUUCAAUCUAUUUUUGGUCGAUGUAGUCUACAGUCUACACUUAUUCCAGCAAAGAAAAAAUCGUUUGAUCAAAGCACUUCAACAGUUAUUUACAUCAUAAGGAGCGAAAGUAAAAAAAAAAUCAACCGUGCGAGAUGUUGGCAUUCCGUGUCGAAAUAGCGACGAGCUGCACAGGUUGAUUUAUUUUACUGAAGCAAGGUAUGGUGCAUACUACUUUCGAUUCACCGACAACGAAUAUUUGUAAUUUUUGCUUUGCUAGCUCCAAAUCAGAAAGUUAGAAAAUGAAAGGGUCCAGUCAACAAUAAAUGAAUCUGUGGCGUAGUUCUCAUUCAACGGAAAAUGCAGCGUUAUUUAUAAUCAUUUAUGUGUUAGAGAGAAACAAAGACAGAUGCACAUGCGGUAGAGCGAGAAGAAAUUUACCACCUGCUGGGUCUAAUUAUUUUUAUCAUUGGCUUCUACUCGCAAAGCGAAAUUUCAAAUUUUCGUAGUAGGUGCAAGUGACCCGUCGUUUUGAUGAACAACUCAUUGAUUUCAAAAUUUGCGAUGUUCUUCAGAAGUUUACUGAAGGAAUUUAAUUUUGCGAAAAUUACCUGACAUUUUUUCAAAAUCACACACUUCUACUAAACAAGCCAUGUGUCUAGAAAGGCGCCUACAAAUCGAAUUCCAGAUGCUAUUUUAGACGUCAAAGAUCCUCAAAGAACUAGUACGAGAGAUUUCACCGCACUUGAUUGGGAAUUAAGCGGAUACCACACACGUUUAUGCUAUGAUACAUUUGCAACAUGUGGUAUACGUGGUACUGCGGUGCAUAAAAUGUUUUCUGCGAUUCAGAUACUUAACCUUAACCACUAUUUCAAUGCAAAUCGUAACAAUUGUUCCGGCCGAACAAAAGUUCAUUUAAAUCGAAAAGCAUUUAAUGCACUCGAGAGAAAUGUCGCCUGACUUUGACAUUAAUGUAUGGUUAGUGUUAUGCCGACAAAAUUUGGUUUUCGUAUCAAGUGUUCGAAGUGUGUAAGAAAAAGGUCGAAAACAAGCAAUGAAACAACGAAUACAGGAGUGAGGUAUGUGUCCGAAUUGCAGAAUAGCGAUUUUAUGUUUGUUGUUAAAUGUCGUGUGUGAUUUCGACGAUAAUCAUCUUUCCAAUGCCCAAACAACAGAUUUUCUUUGCUGUAACGAUACGAAUUUUGUUCUGAAGUAGGUGACCGCAAACCGAUUCAAUAUGUUUGAACGGUCUUUUGUUUGCACAUCGAAAAUUCAUUUACAUGCCUUAACUUUUCCUAUGGUCGAAAUUAGCGACUUUCGACCCUAGGGCAAAUAUAAAAUAAUGGUUUCAGAGUUUCCGGCAUGUACAGUAUGAUACAUAAUUUGGAACGGUUGAAAGUGGAAUGUUGCAUUUUCGUGUGUUUUUUUUCGGCUACGACUCGGAUCAGUAUAUCUCAUACAAGCACCAUUUCCAUCAUUUACUCCAUAGAUAUGUAACGUACUGUUACUGUGAAUAGACGAUGUGAUGUCUGAAACCCGACCGACUUCUAUUUAAGUACAUGCGUAAUACAAUAAAUGUGCAGAUCCCAGUUCGAUCCAUCCGAAAGCAAGUCUGGCAACACAUCAAAGUGAAUGGAUUGGAUUGGAUUGAAUUUGUAGUUCAGAGUAUUAAGAUUAUUCAAAUUGGUCAAACCAUUUUCAAACUCACUAGUGUUUAAUGAAUCCAUUAUAUCACUAGUGUCAAAAAGAUCACUAUCACAAUAGUAUCGAUCCUGAUAAGUGUUAAAUCAAACCAUUAUAGCACUAGUGUCGAAAAGAUCUAUCUUAAUAGAAAAGUGGCAGUUGAGAUGUAACGAGAGAGUAGGCAUAUUGCAACAAGUAAAGUUUUGAAAUGUUCUUUGGUCGCAUGGAAAGAUGAGGGAUGUAUACUGGAAUCGCUGGAAAUGAUUUAAUUAAUAAUCUCCUAAAGUCCAUGACUUAUCCAACAAGCAAUUUCGCUUAGCCAAACAUCAUUUUGAUAGGGCGAAUAUAAUUUUUUUUCAGUUUUAUUAGGUGAAUUAGUUAUCCCAAAAAUUUUUCGUCUUUUUCUCUUUCUUUUAUUCGUACAAAAAUCACUGAUAAUAUCAUUCGAAAAGCCUUUAUGACCGUUAUAACAUUGCGUCAGCUUCAGUUUCUAUACUAAAAAUGAAUAGAAAUUUAUAAAAUGAAAUAAAACUGAAAUUAAACCCGAAAAAAACACACAACAAGAAAUUAAAAUAUGAUAAAGGCGAAGACAUGAUCAAAAAGUAGAAAACACAAAAAGAUAAAAAGAAAUUAGUUUAUAGGUAAAAAUAUUAAUUAUGAUGUUUGCAGCAUCUAUGGACAUGCGGACAAAAUUUGAACAAAAAAAACUAAUAUUUUAAUUGCGUUCUAUUGAACAGAGAAUAGAAUCAAAUAUUACAACACAUUGUACGUGUACUGCACGUUAUAAUCUUUUUUAAACCUUAAUUUUGAAAUGAAAUUGAAAAGAAAAUUAAUAAAAUAUUGAAACAACAACAAAGAAUGCACUUUAAAAGGGAAAAAAUAAUUUUGCUAUAACGAAUCUAAUGAAACAUUGAGCAUGUAAAUAAAUUAUGAUAAAUUAUUACCAGAAUAAUUAAUGGAAAAAAUUAAAAUUGACAAAAUAAUUCUUAUUUUUCGCAAUUUUUUGAAGCAAAAACCAGAUUAUUGUCUGAGCAACCGUCAGAUGACAAGUGAAUACAAAGCGAUUAUUAAUUUAAUUGGAGAAUUUAAAAAAAAAACUCCCAGUGUGAGCAUCAGUAGAAGUAAUUUAUUUACAAUGAAGUAUGCAUGGUUGUGAUCUCGAAAUAGAACGAGAGACAGAAAACAAGAUAUUGUUCACGGUUAUACAUUUACAAAAAAAUUCUCCAUUAUAUUCCCUUUGUUGCGCCUUUUUCAAUCCAUCCAAGGACAUUUUUUUCGCUACAUUUCAUUUAAACAAAAUUAUCACUUCAACCAUUGUCUUCUCACCCCAACGAUUUGUUCACAUACUUCUAUCGUUGUCGAUAAUAUAUGACUAGUUGCUUCUGAUAGCUUAAUAAACGUUAAAGAAACAAUGCAACAGAUCCUUCCGGUGGAAGAAAUGUUUUCUGAGCAGUUUCUGCUUUAAAUUUCUUAACUCGAAAAAAAGACAUUUUUCGGUAGAAUCCAUCUAAAAAGUUAUUGUGAUCAAAAUAGAUAAUUCAAACAAAAUGGGAAUCGGUCUAGCAAAAAAAAAACGAAAUUCAGACAAACGAAUCUCUCAAGAGCGGCCGUAAGUUGGAAUUGAGCGUACAGACUUAAAUACAAAAAUUAAAUAAUUAUCCGUUCUACCGCACAUAAACCGAUUGAUUAGUCAACAUUACUGUAAACUCACUACUAUUUCGUACCAUCAGUGGUUUUCCAACAAACAACCGGGCGAAUAGCCACUCCUCAAGAAAUAAAUCCACUGAUAGUAGCCUUCCCCGAGGAGGAAGGUAAAAAGGGUGACCAGUUACUUUGACGAAAACAUACACUAAUUUUCCGAAACAUUCUCCGUUGAAAGUUUUGAAAAUAUGUUCAGCAUUCAAUUAAUUUGUGAAUUCAAUUCGAAAUAUUUCGAUUAUUUCGCAUAUAUAAAUUCAGCGUUGAGAGAGUACUGCGAUUGUUAACAUAAUUCGGUCGAUGAACAUGAACAAGAGUCGAAACAAUUUCGAAUUGUCGAUUGUGCUAUAAUUCUAAACGGUAAUCAGCUUUCAGAUUUACAAAAGCGGCAAUUUUUGGAAAAUGAGUUUUGCAUGUCGUUAUAGCAGUUUAAAAAAAUGUAAAUAAUGAGGCCUUUUGUCUGCAUUUCUAGCCGAAAUGAUGCUUCAAUUUCAACGUAUGAAGAGCCGUGAUAAGAACAGGUCGUUUGGUUUUGUUUUAGUUUUGAAAUCCGGUUUUUCGAAUGAUUUUAAAAUUUACUUUCGAAAGUGUAUGACCCCUGCAACAUUUCUGUAAGUGUGAGAAAAUGUCGUGCAUUUAUUCAAUCACCUUCUCUUGGCCGCUAUGACACUUUUUAUUGACAGUGAUAACAAAAGUAACUUUUGAAAAGUUCUUGCUCAUUUGUGCUUGCAUUCGCUCGCUUCUAUUCUAUGUUUUCAAAUACUGCAUCACAGAAUGAAUAUAAACUUCUUCGCACCAAUAUCAAUAGCAAAUAAUACCGUAAACCAGUAACCAUAAUGCCAUCAAAAAGCAUUCAAUUACCCUUAACGAGAAGACAAAAAUGACAUUUUAAGUAGCAUCAUCCGUUUCCCGCAUCUCUCGCAUCUUUUACUGGCAUCAAAUAUCGAAUUGUGUUGGUUGUAAAAUAAAAGACCAAACGAAAACACUCGUUUCCUGUCAAUUAAUUUGGUUGAUCUGUUAUUUGUUAAGUUAUCAAACGCCAAUUAUUUUCCCGACCUCGUUUCGUUUUAUUUUCAUUUACAAAUAAAAGCUUUCACGCAGACCAUUCCCAGAAAAUUUGAACUCUUAAAAGUCAUUUUAUUAAAGAAUUCUCUGUGAGAUAAAAUCUUUUUGAAAUGAAGCUUCGAUUAUAACGUAUUUUACGUUAGAGUAUUUGAAGUAGGAAAUUAUUUCCUGGAAUUUCGAAAUUAAGCUAAGCAAAAGAGAUUUUUAUGUCUGACACACAAUACUUUUAAUGAACACACAGCAAAAACAUUUUUUUAAAUUCAAUUUCAUUUAAAAGAAUCCCUCACAUUGACUCACUAUUAUCGUUUGCGCAUUUCUGGUUGUUUUUUCGGGGCAAAAUUGUUAACUUAACAAAUAACAGAACUCAACUGGAUCAAACACAGAUAUCCCUCAUCAUUGGUUAAGUAAAUUUUGUGACGCUAUUGUUCGUUCAGUUGAGAAUUCGAUUUGGUAAUAGAAAAUAAGCAAGAGUAGAGUCUGUCAGAGUGAUAGAGACAUAUUCUAAUGCAAUACUGAAAUUGAAACUACUUAUCCAUACAGUUCAACUAUGUUUGAAAACUGGUAGUCCCAAAAAAAAAUACAAAAAAGUUACUUUGCAGAGAAUCAUAUUUUGUCGUCCAUAAAAAGGUAAAUAAAAUUAAUUUUUUAUGGACGACAAACCACUGACAUUAUAUGAAUCGAGCGACAAUUUAUGAUUAGUGAACCAAUAAAAUCAAACUCCUAAGCAAAAUUAGCAAAAAAAUUGUUUGUUUGCUGUGUGGCAGAAAAUAGGAAAUUCCAGCCAGGGAGAAUCGCUCGAGUUGGAAUUUCCUAUCUUCUUCCAGAGGUGAACACAAUGUUUUUCAUAUGUGGUAGGUGUGAUUAACAGUUUUUCAGUUGUAUCAAUUUGCUACAUAAUUUCUCAAGACCAUGUCAAAACAAGAAUGGAGAAAAUAGACAUUUCACCGCCCGAACUGUCAUCAGAAAACGCGUUAAAGCUUUUGAUUUGGGAAAAUAGGGUCAAUCCACACCGCACAUGAAAAAUAAAUUGUUUUCAAACGAGCGAUUCUCUCUUAAUCUUAAGAAAUAGUAACUUGUCAGGUGACCAUUCUUAAUUUGAGAGUGGUAUACAAGCAUAAGCUUUAAAUGCAAAUUUUUGUUUUGAUCUGGUGAAAGCGGUUUUGAAAGCAACAAAAAUCCCGACCGAGUUUUUUUUACGAAUAUUGUUGAUUGAAAAACCAAAACAUUUUUUAUUUAUCUUUACAAAGCAAUUGAGAUUUAUCAAAAGCAAAUAUGUUUUCAAAACUUUUUUUUUCGCUUCAAAGUGAUUACAGUUCCCAGCAAGAAAAGAUAAAUAUGUGGAAGAAAAACAAAAAUUAUUGUGCUAAACAACAACAAAAAACAACAAUAACAACAACAAAAAAAAAAUAUUUUCAUUUUCAUUGAAUUUCCGCAAAAAAUAAAUAAAUUUAAAAACAAAAACUAAAAUCCGAAAAUGAUGUUUACUUAAUGUGUAUUAGUUUAUAGUUGGUGAAUCACGAUUCAAUCAUAUAAUUAAUAAAAGAAAAAGUAAAAACAAAAAAUAUUAUUUAUAUGAUAGAAAAAAAAGGUAAAUUAACUGUGAAUGUAAGGUAAUUUUAUACAAAAAAAAAUGUGAAAAAAACGAAUAUUUAUUAAUAAAUUACAAGUAAACAUAUAAUUAAUUAUAUAUUUCGUGUAUGUGUACCCGUACAUCGAGUAAUUAAGGAUAAAUAAA
Molecule: messenger RNA, 16226 nt
Organism: Bradysia coprophila
Lineage: Eukaryota; Metazoa; Arthropoda; Insecta; Diptera; Sciaridae
Product: nucleolysin TIAR
Molecular function (GO): RNA binding
Source: RefSeq, a predicted model, not a curated record